Molecule: messenger RNA, 1509 nt
Organism: Malaclemys terrapin pileata
Lineage: Eukaryota; Metazoa; Chordata; Testudines; Emydidae
Gene: GBX1
Product: gastrulation brain homeobox 1
Exons: 2
Coding region: 27-1007 (326 amino acids)
Biological process (GO): regulation of transcription by RNA polymerase II; regulation of nervous system development
Cellular component (GO): nucleus
Molecular function (GO): DNA-binding transcription factor activity, RNA polymerase II-specific; RNA polymerase II transcription regulatory region sequence-specific DNA binding
Source: RefSeq, a predicted model, not a curated record
CGGGAGGCGCUCCGCGCCCGCUCGCCAUGCAGAGACCCAGCGGCCAAGGGGCCGCCUUCUCCAUUGACUCGCUGAUCGGGACCCCGCCGCCGCGCUCCGGCCACCUGCUCUACACCGGCUACCCCAUGUUCAUGCCCUACCGGCCGCUGGUGCUGCCCCAGGCGCUGUCGCACGCGCCCCUGCAGUCUGGCCUCCCCCCACUCGCCCCACUGGCCUCCUUCGCCGGCCGCCUCACCAACACCUUCUGCGCCAGCCUGGGCCAGGGGGUGCCCUCCAUGGUGGCGCUCACUACGGCGCUGCCUAACUUCAACGAGCCCCCCGACGGCUUCUACCCGGCGCAGGAGCUGCCGGCUGCGCGCACCAACCCGGAGCCAGGCUGCAGGCGGAGCGCCGAGAGCUUGGAGGCGGAGGAGCUGCCCCCGGCCCGGGACAAGGGGCCGCCCGAGCCGCCGCUACACUUCCCGGACCCCUUCCCCAACCUGGCAGAUGGCAAGGUGUACAGCUCCGACGAAGAGAAGCUGGAGGUGAAAUCGGCAGAGACCCCGUGCAGUGAGAGGGAAGAGGAGAGCUCCGCACCUGACAGCGAGGAUGAGAGCUUCCUGGAUGGGAGCAGUGCCAGCUGCCUGGGGCCCAAGCCCAAACCCAAGAGCAGCUCCGGUGGGGAGCAGGCCCCCCCCGGCUCCAACCCGGGGAAGAGCCGCCGGAGGCGCACGGCCUUCACCAGCGAGCAGCUGCUGGAGCUGGAGAAGGAAUUCCACUGCAAGAAGUACCUGAGCCUGACGGAGCGCUCGCAGAUCGCCCAUGCCCUCAAGCUCAGCGAGGUGCAGGUCAAGAUCUGGUUCCAGAACCGCCGCGCCAAGUGGAAACGCAUCAAAGCCGGCAACGUCAACAACCGCUCUGGUGAGCCCGUCCGCAACCCCAAGAUCGUGGUGCCCAUCCCCGUGCACGUCAACAGGUUCGCCGUGCGCAGCCAGCACCAGCAGAUAGAGCAGGGCAGCCGGCCCUGAGCCCUGCCACGUGCUCCGGGCUCCAGCUCAGAAACUCUGUGGGAGGAAAACGCCAAAUGCCCCUGGCUGCAAACUAGCAGGUGCAUGCCAUGUCUGGCAGAGGGGCCUGCCUUGCAUGGCCGAGUGGGCCCAGGGCUGACCAAGCUCCCACUCCCCACGCUGCAGCAAAGGGAGACGCUCCAGGGCAGACCCUUGGGGCAGUGCUGCAGGGGGAGUUUUAACUAUUUUGUGCUCCAGCCGCUGCUCACAAACCUCUGUAAAUAUCCCUUAUUUAUUCUGUGUAAAGUCUGUACAUAUGGAAUUGUGUGUGUCUGUCCGUCUGUCUGGGGGAGUGCGGGGCUGCCUCCGGGAGGGAUGGGGCUCUAGCUGGCGCUGGGCUCCUGUGUGCAAUGAUCAGUCUGUGGGUUCUCCAGGCCCCCUACCUCCGCAUGCCCCCCUCUCUUCCCCCAUCCCCUCCUCCCUGCAGCAGGGCAGGGUUGCACAGAAGGGGUGGAUGGCGUAC